Molecule: messenger RNA, 869 nt
Organism: Seriola dumerili (greater amberjack)
Lineage: Eukaryota; Metazoa; Chordata; Actinopteri; Carangiformes; Carangidae
Gene: smim19
Product: small integral membrane protein 19
Exons: 3
Coding region: 141-461 (106 amino acids)
Source: RefSeq, a predicted model, not a curated record
GGACGCGGACGUGACGUCAUAGUGUUUACAACGUACAAUUGACUCAUAGGCAAAUGUAAGCUACCAAAGUGACAUUAAUACAAUAUCUCUUUGUUUUCACGUAUUUACCGGCAGAGAUUGGUCGUGGUGGUCGUACUUCAAUGGGUGCUCACGGGGUUUUGGGGAACGAGCCUGACUCUAUUGACUACUCAGUGCACGAAGCCUGGAAUGAGGCCACCAAUGUCUACCUGCUGGUUAUCUUGGUCAGCUUCGGUCUGCUGAUGUACGCCAGGAAAAACAAGAGGAAGAUCAUGCGUAUCUUCACUCUGCCUCCCACCGUCGGCAGCAGUCCAGAGCCCAACUUCUACGACAGUCUGCAGAAGGUCCGCCUGCGGCAGCAGCUAGAGAUGUACUCUCUGGCCAGAAAAUUUGAGCAGCAACAACAAGGCCAGACAGACAGCGUGCAGCUCUCCAUGGAAUGAGAGCAGGUGGGCACUCAUCCCUCUCUGUGUGAGAAACACUCCUCCAUCUUCAAGUCGUUCAUACAUGGAUAGAAAAGGACUUGAAUGACCGUCAUGAUCAGAGAUAGUGAAAAAGACAUUACUCCUGUCCUGCUACUUUCUGUUUGGCUCCUCCAAUGAGACAUGUCUCCAUUCACCUUGUUGUCUCUUCUUUGUCUGAGCACAUGGAGCAGAUUCGGCCGGAUGGAUGAAUAAAAGCUAGGAACACUUAUGGGAGUGUGGCAUCUUGUAGAAGGAUAAAUCUGUACCUACAGCAGAUAUCACUGAAGUGUAUUCAGAGUGGCGUGAGACAGAAAGUCUCAAAUUUCUUGCACAUAAAACAAGAUCCUUCAAAUUUACAACAUAGCUUCUAGAUGUUUUUUACUUGUU